GAUAUGAGUGCCAAAAGAAGUGAUGCCAAGUUAUAUGAAAAGUUUAAAGUGACAGCACCGGAAAUGCUGGCCCAAAUCAUCCAGGUACUUGCAUUAUGCCAUAAACUGGACAUCCAUGUGCCACAAGGGGUCAAGAACCUCUUUGAGUUCACAUGGGAGGAGCUAACAAUAACGACAGAGAGGAAAGUCAUCAUUGGAGAGUACUGUCCUGUUGUCCAUUUAGUCCGUACCAUGGAAUCAUCUUUCUCUAGCACUACCUACAAGAGCCAUACAGUGAGGAAAUCUAUCCCCAAAAGCACAAUAUCAGAGCCCAGCUAUCUGUCUCCUUCAGCAGAAAAUCAACAAAUACUCCUCAAGUUCCAGCAAAGGUCAGUCCACCUGCUGAGCGAACUCCUCAAGCUGAAGAUGAAGGCGAUGAUUGAUUCUGUUACUGGAUGUAGUUCCGAUGAGGUUACCAGAAAGUUUUUGGAGGCAGGUCAGCUGCUAUGUCCCAAGAACCAGGAGGAGGCUGCUGAAUUAAUGGCACAAGCACCCAGAAAAAGAGUGUCACAUGGCAGCUGCAAGCCCAUCCCUAUUUCCUCCACCAUUCAACUAAUACACCAAGUCUCUGUGUCCUGCCUCACCUUCUCACUCGCAUCAAAGGAAAACAAACUACCAAAGGCCUCAGGUUCCCCUAAAUUCAAACCUAUGCAGGAAGCGAUAAAUGUUGACCAUCAGCAUGACCCGUGCCCUGAAGCCAGGCAGAAGCUCAGAGAAAUGUGCCGACAUAUAGAGGAAGAGAAGGCUGCAAUGAAAGCAAAGGGCCAUACCAAGCCCCUAAUAGUGCGAAACUAUACCACUGUGCUCGGGUUACCGUCCAUCUCCUCUAGAAGAGGUGGGCAGAUGGUCCCACUGCCAACAGAACGCAAGCCUAAACCACCAAAGCUCUAUUUUGCCUUUCCUGAUGGGACAGCAUUUAUUUUUUACCCAACAGGAAAUAUUGCUGCUUGCCAGUUCCCCAUGUGCUGUGUGGGAAAAACAAUCACCCUUCUCUUUAAUAAUGCUCCAAGUCUAGCACUUCUGGCUUCUUUUAUAGCUGACUACCAGGCAUGUGUGCGUUAUUCUUUCAAAGCCAGCUGUUCACUUGCACUGAUGAUGGAUCCUGAAGGAGGAGCAGUCAGGGACAGAGAUGGAUAUUUGACUCACAAGUGGAGCUGGGCUUCAAAGACGCAGACUUUACAGUCUUUAGAAUUUCAGAUAAAUGAACAGCUAAAACUGAAGGUACUUGGUCAAAAUUCCAUUACUCUUUCUUUUUCCUGUUUGAGUGAGACCGUCAAUAUGUCUUUGUCAAGAGCUCCAUGCGCACACACCCCCAAAGCUAACAAACGGAUACUUGCAAAAACAAGUGACAGUGAGAAGAAGGAGGAACAACUGGAGAGAGCCUUGGAAGAGAUUAAGAAGCGAUUUCAGAAGACAGUGAAACAAUUUAUAAAUGCCAUUUUGAUAGCUUCAGGUAUGAUUCCUAUAGAAUAUCCAAUCCUAGAAGGAGCAAAGUAUGUCAAAUUUAAAAGGAAGGAACUGUCAUCUCAGGCCUGGGCUAAAAGAGUGAAAGAAGAACAUGCUCCAAUAGCUUCAGAAACGAAAAGGCCUCAAAAACCUCCUAGCAGACCGAUUGACCGAAGGAUUCCUCCCAAGCCUUCUCACGGACCCGUGGAUCAAAGGAAACCUUCCAGUCACUUGGAUACCAUGACCCAACCAAAGCCUGCACCAAGAGUUAAAACCAUUUCAGGUGCAGGUGCACGCCCUGCCAGGACCUGGGCAUCAUCUAUUGCUGACUGCCCAGUUGUGCUCCGGAGGCUGCUAUCAAAACAGGACGCUGGUCUGGGUUGCAAGUGCGUCGUGAAAAUUCCAUUUGUUACCGACUUGGAGUUUGACAAGUUUAUUUCAGCCCCCAGAAAGUCCGAUCAGAUCCUGGUGAUCUUUGUCUUGUCAUCCCAAAACCCUUCCUAUUCUCCCUUCUUGGAGUGGAUGUUACAAAGCCUGUACAUGGAAAAACAGCAUGGCCGCCCAUCCCCUUGUGUUCAGACUGGAUUAAUAAUAAAACCAAGCAAGUUUCACUCGACAGUGACAGUGAAAUGUUACAGCAGUGUCAGAGCUCAGAGCCAGCAUAUAUAUUGCAGGUGUGACCCUUACCGCUUGCUGAGGUAUGACAUGGACAGUGUCACAAGACGAAAGCCCCCCCUGCCACCUCUGCUUGUGCGGAAGCAUGCUGUCACUCCGGGAAUGGUGCUGAUGUACGCUGGAGGGAAGCUGCUCUUCGGGGGCUGUGUUUUCAACGGAUAUGGCUGCAGCAAGAAGGACCUGCUGAAGCAGAUCGGCCAAGCUCGCCUCUACUGCAAGAUGGGUCACUUCCUGCCAGAGAGUUUCAAAUUUAGCGCUAUCCCUGUGGAGGACCCUGACCAGGACAAAGUGAAGAACCAACAAGAUUCAGCAGAGGCAGCUAGUGAAGAGUCUUCCUUAGUGCCCAAGAGGGAGGACACUCCCCGCUCAAAGCUAAAGAUAUUAAAGACUUUGACAGCCAUGAAGUGCAUCUUUUCAAUGCAAGAGCAGCAGCAGCAGAAGCAGAAGAAAAACCAAAAACCUCAGAUAGCACAAGCAAAAGACAGCAGAAAAAAUAGUGACACUAGUAAAUAGACACCCCAGGCCUCUACUUUGUACAGAGAUAUAGACAUAGCUACAUCUUUCUAAACCUCCUCUGCCAUUUUGUCCAAUCUGUUAUAUUUUGAUUGUUAGUAACAGGAAGUAUUUACUUUUCAAGUCUCAAUAUAAAAUUGCAGUCAGCAAAUGCUUCUUGGUUUGCUUGAUCUUGUUGUCCUCACUUAAAGAAUGUUCCUCCCGAUGUGCACUGACCCCGGUGAUUCCAGCUCGAUGGAAGAACCAGUGAGAAACCAAAUCAUUGAGGAUCCAUGUGAACGAAGUGUCUGCUUUUAACAAGUGUCCAAAGACAUCCUAGAAUGUCUUUGCAAUGGAGGUAGGGGAAUGAGCUGACACAGAACAAGUCCAGGUGAGUCAGGAAUAUAGAGAAAUCUCUGCAGUAAGCUGGUUUGAGGACCUGCAUUUUCGAGGGCUUGCCGUAAAGGUUCAAGAAGCAAAAAGGAGAGGAUAACAGCCUGUUUAGAUAAUACUCCAGCAACCAGUGUGAUAGUACACUCAGUUCUAUAUGACUGGAGAGUCCCAGGACUGGGAUAAACAAGAGAUGCUGGUGAGCAGUACUGAGGUGCCCUGGCAGAGUUGUGAGAAGGGGACUCUCCAAAAUAACUAGGAAUAAAGCAGGUUGGGAUAGAGGGAUUUUGACAGAGCUAUGGGGGUGACCCCACAACUGGAAAUGAACUGAGUUUGAUCCAUUUCAGGAUGAAGGCACAUUGGCAGAGAUACUUCAGUGCAUCUCCAGGCAACCCCAACCAGUGGGCUCCUGCCAUAUGGCACUCUGUUCAGAAUUUAAAGCUGCUGCACACCCUCUGAAAUAGGAUUCCUAUCCAGUGCAAUCUGUGUCUGUCAGGAGGACAUUUCAAAUCCCUUUGGCAGCAGAAGUGAACCUGCCGCAUCGUCUAUGGAUAAAAGAGGAAGGACAGCAGGGAAGAGCUCCCAGCUGAUUGGAGGUGGAGUUUAUCUAAGGUUAAACACAUAACAAAACUGCACUGGCAUAGUGUCCUGGUUUUUAAAUACAUGUGGAGACAUACCUUACAAUGGCAUUUAAAGAGAAAAGGAAUAAAGAUACCUUGGGAGCAAAACAUAGAUCUUUAAAUAGAACAAAGGGUACAAAUAAAAAGCCCCUGCCAUGAGAAAUGUGCUUGCCAAAAGAGCUCAUGUGAAGAGCGCACAUUGCAACUAUAGUGAUCCUGGAUCAGAGUGCUGACCUUUUAAAUGAUAAUAUUCUAUCAGCGAAGCAUGAUGUACAGCUUGGAUGUCAGGGCUGUAUUACCGUUAUUGUUCCUUAUUAUGUAGCGUAUAAUAAUGCAUUGCGCUAGUAUAGCACCUUUCUGCUGAGGAUCGCAAAGCUAUUUAGAAAUAAUUAUUAGCCCCACUUUACAGGUGGAGAAAAUGAAGUAAACAGAGAUUAAAAUGCUCUGCACAAAGACACCCAAGGUCUGUCCACAUUGCAUGGGACAAUCGCUGGACUCGGGUGUCACAGACAUGCUAACGUGGCCACACUGCACUACGAAGACUUUCUGAUAUGGGUCUGCAGCUUGAUCGGCAUCCAUACUGCAAAAUGACAGGAUUUGGACCGUAGUUACAGCAGGACUCAAGCUGUGAUCCACUCCCCUAGCAGGGUUCUAGGACCCAGGUCCUGAAUGCUUGCUGAGCUGAGUCGGACUGAUUUGUGUGUGGACUGAAGCACAGGCUUGGGCUCAAGCCUGUGUCAGAGCCUGGACAUAGUGUGCAUAGACACAGCCAUCAAGACAAAGGUGAGAUUUGAAGCCUGACUCCAAGUCACUUGCUAUAAUUACAUAGCAAUGCCACUUCUCUGACUAGCAAUAGGAAAGAGUGAACCUCAACAGCUUUGGAGUUUCAGAUAAGCAUCAAAAGUUCAGACGUCCCUGCUCCAUCCCAAACUGUAUCUCUUGGCUCCUCUUCUGUUCCUCAGUCUCUUUGAAUGGGUCUUUUGUCUGCUUUUCUCCAUACACAAUUCACUUUGAUGGCUCCUUUCAUACCAUCACCCACUCCCACAGUGUGACAGAGUUGCUUGUAAAAACAUUUACAGUUGGAAAAGCAGAUAAAAUCAAUGUGAACAUUUCCUCUGUCACUUUCUUCUGUCUCCGCUUCCUCUCUUAAUUUUAACCUCAGCAACGGAUGACAAUAAUAAUGUAAACAUCUGGAUUUUUUUUCCACACCAUAAGGUUCCCAAAUGGAACCUUGGGAAGUACUGUGACUUCUGUUCCAGUGCAUUCCCAAUAGGAAGAGGGAAAUACUGUAAGGAAGGUUCUAACUCUGAACAGAGAUAACAAAACAGUGGUGACUGAUCUUACAUUUUCUGUGUGCUAAGAGUUUUAGUCUCCCCUGGUAUUGUGCUGUAGUUUUAUGAUUCAGGACAAUUGUUAUGUGAAAUUUGCCCUUUGAAUUGUGUCUCCAGCCCUAUAGGUUCCUUGGGGCUCUCCAGGGGUCAGUGAAUAGUUUCCAGAAGUCAGAUAUGUAAAUGUGACCUAAUAGUGUGGAGUGAGCUAAGCUUUCAUUUCUUCUUGGCCUUCCUCAUACCAGAGCCAGGGCCAGCAGGCAGACUUGGAUGGAACAUCAUUUGACUCUGUUUUGGUGAUGCAGCCUUAUGAGCCAGCAUAGCUUACAAGGGGUGAGUGAGGCAUAAUUGUUCAAACACAUGCUACAGGGGCCUCCUAUGGAUGUUAGUGGGUAUUUAAUGGGUAUCAAAGGGACAGAUUAUAUCUGUAAUUUUCUGACAGCAGAUUCUGAAAACUGGACAUUUUUACCCAAGGGCAAAACUACUGAGGAGACACCGCAGACAGCUUUAGACAUAAGUUAUGUAGGGUUGCCCAUCUGAGGGCUGUAGUACUAGGCCCACCAGAGUCACAUAGACCCAAAUCUCCCUUCUUCGGCUGUGAAGCUUCUGCUUGCCCCAAAUGGCAUAAUGUGCAUCUGAGGCCUUGAUUCUCAGCUACAGCUAAGAAUGAUUUGUAGAGUUCCUUAGAGCCCAUGCAAAGGAUUCUGGGGACCAGGAGAACAUGACUGGAAUAGAAACAGGGAUGUCUUUGGGAGGGAAAUGACACUGGGAGGGGACUUGUUAUGUUGCUGAACUGGAUAAAUUGAUGCAGGGGGGAGGUGGCUGGGAGCAAGAGGCUCAGGUCCCCUCUUCACCUACCUCAGCUCCCGGGCCCUUUCCUGGAGCAGAAGUUUGAGCUCUUUCCUUGUUUUUGCAAUGGGCUAGAGUUACUCCUCCAGACGCUCCCAUCAGUGAUCUUUAGUGGCUGCUUCCAUAUCCAUUCAAUACAGACAGCAAGUUAUCAAGAUUGUGAGAACAGUUAUAAAAUUCCUCUGCCAGCUCUCGGAACUUUUUUGUUCUUCACCUUUCAAUAAAGCAGGCAAGCGUUGGAUGCAAUAGCUUCAUAACAAAGUGCCCUCUGAAGCAUGUGAUAAAUUAAUAUGGGCCA
Gopherus flavomarginatus (Mexican gopher tortoise) is the source of this 6137-nucleotide messenger RNA. It is a transcript of the gene FAM194C, whose product is annotated as chromosome 6 C3orf20 homolog. The coding region runs from base 4 to 2673 and encodes 889 amino acids. NCBI's taxonomy places the organism in Eukaryota, Metazoa, Chordata, Testudines, Testudinidae. The transcript is spliced from 18 exons. The record is from RefSeq and is a predicted model, not a curated record.